Molecule: messenger RNA, 232 nt
Organism: Prorocentrum cordatum
Lineage: Eukaryota; Dinophyceae; Prorocentrales; Prorocentraceae
Source: the annotation of a GenBank genome assembly
GUUAUCGAAAGGAAGUGGUUUCGCGGUGCUCCUGUUCGACCGCCCUGGCAGCCUAUCGGCCUGCCCCCCGACCCUGGUGAAGGUCGGCGCUUCUCGUGAUUUGAUCCCGAACUGGUUGGGCCACUGCAUUUCUGGUGCAUUCGUUUUUCAGGCCUCGGAGUCGGGCGCCUGCGUCGGCAUUUCCAUGUUUUCUCGGUUCGGGGCUUCCUGGUACAGCGGGUACGCGUACUGA